Helianthus annuus (common sunflower) is the source of this 695-nucleotide messenger RNA. RefSeq lists its product as uncharacterized. The transcript has 3 exons. Lineage: Eukaryota; Viridiplantae; Streptophyta; Magnoliopsida; Asterales; Asteraceae. Bases 19 to 600 code for a protein of 193 amino acids. The record is from RefSeq and is a predicted model, not a curated record.
CCCUAAACCUACCACUUUAUGUCAGCCGCUACGUAUUCCAUCCUUCCCCUCUCAAUUCUUUGUCUACCACCUCUAAACCCUCACACAAGAUAUGCUGACAUAUUUUAUAUGCAUUACCCUCUCUCUCGUUCUUAUGCACUGACAAAACCCAAACCAAAUCUCACUCAUCUCUCAAAUUAUACACACACUACCACAAGCCAACUCGACACCUCUCACUCUCUGUUUCUUGUCAACAAGUUCGCUGGAAUACACACCUCGUUUAAUAUCGAGUCGCCGCCGAAGAUUUCCACAACUCGUCGGAGUUCCUUUGAUCUGUCGGAGAAUAACGAACCCUGCCGGAGGUGCUUAAACACUGCCCGAGGAGCCUACACGUGUGGGAGUUGGAGCGGAUUCACCGGAGAACUCGAAGACGGCACCGGAGCUCGGAGACGAAAUCGCAACGAGAACCAUCCACGGCUUCGGAUAAUCACUUUGCUCGUUCUUUUUGGAUUUCCUCCAUUCUUACUCGUGUGUUAUCUCAAGGAAACUCUAUACCCAACCAAUGAUUUGGAUGAUGAAAGGAAUCUAGUAGGAUUGCCUAGAAACUUAUUUAAAUUCUAAUACCAGUUGUAAUGUAUUUUAUUUUCAAACAUGUAAUUUGUUUCCAAUCUUUGUAUGAGACCAUUAACAAAUGAAAUGAAACUUAAUUACUUGAA